Molecule: messenger RNA, 1701 nt
Organism: Trichoplax adhaerens
Lineage: Eukaryota; Metazoa; Placozoa; Uniplacotomia; Trichoplacea; Trichoplacidae
Exons: 6
Coding region: 1-1701 (566 amino acids)
Source: RefSeq, a predicted model, not a curated record
AUGGCAUUGCUAGAACCCAAUAGAAACUUAAUCAACCGUAAUUUUGAGGGAUACAAGUUAUCUCCUGAUGAACCGUUGGUGCUCAAAUUGAAACUUGAAGUAAACGUUAGAGCACUAGCUGCUUCUAGCAGUCAGAUAAGCUUUGAGGAAGUGAGGCUUUAUUCGACAUGUAAUCAUUUAAUGAUGGAUUGUUGGUAUAGCGAUCCAGGUAUAGAUCACCUGUAUUUUAUAAAUGAAUCUUGGGAGGUAGCGCAUAUAGAAUUCGAUAGUAAGGAUGGAACGAGCUUUAUCGAAUGUCCGUUUCAAGUCCCGCUUAAUGCUGUUGCUGCUACGGAUAGGCAUAAUUUAUCGAUGCAGUUCCCUUCUAAAAAGCAUGCACUAAUAUCUGAUGGUGUGGAUAAAAUUUAUUUAUUAGAUCGUCAUGUGAAGAAAUGGAAAAUUCUAGGCAUUAUUAAUUAUGAGAGACCAUGCACAUUAUUGCAUGCUGUUUGUGAUGACAAGCAAGAUAAAUGCCAAUGCUAUUUAAUAGAAUUCAAACGUCAAGAUUUCAAAAUAGAGCCUACGUCAAAGUGGAUUGAGAUUACAAUACCUACAAAUCAUCAAGAUUCAUGUAACUAUAACAUAGUACUGCAAAUCAGAGGUCAAUGUGUUCCCCUGUUUGGUGGCAUCUGUCCUAUCAGUAGAAAACUGAUUUUAAUUCAUGAGAAAGAGUUAAUCAUUGAACGUUGUGAAAUUUCUGAUGCUGAUGAUAAAAUGGAAGAGUCGGCUAGCUAUGAAAAAAGCAACUCAAUGCUGAAUGAAAAUUUACUCCCGGAAUACAUAUGGACUCAGAGCGCAGAUACAGUUGUGGUUAACUUUGUAACUCCAUAUAACAUAAAACCAACUGAUGUAGUAUUUUCAUUGACAACUAAGGAGAUUUUAUUAGGAUUAGUUGAUGGUCUAAUAUUUUUGAAGGGAGAGCUACAUGAUAAGGUUGACGUCGAUGGAUGUACUUGGAUCUUACAAGACAAUGGUGCUGGCAUCCAGCUGACGUUGGAAAAACAUCAGCCUUUUCAUGUUUGGUCAACUGUAGUUGAAGAAUGUACAAGAGGGAAACAGGCGAUAGGCGAAGUAGAUGAAAUUCACCAGCGCCUGGCUCAUCUGACUUCAGACCAAUGGAAUCCUCAACCCAACACUGCAGAAAACAGAAUCUUUCAACUUGAUAGAUCCGAAGACUGUGAUGAACUAUCUCAAGACAAUACUACGCUUUCUGUUGCUUCUCCAACAUCGAAGUCUUUUGAUAAGCAGAUUGCGUUAGGCUGCAAUCAGUGGCUGUUUAAUGCUCCAAUAUUGCCAUAUGCAAAUAUGAUGCCUGCUUUCUGCUUAAGACAUGAUACAGACGCAUUUCUGUGGCAGUUUCAAGCAAAUCCUGAUAUUUCUUUCACUCAUACGUCUACGUUCGAUGCCUUUGGGUAUGUGCAAGCUUCUAAACGUGAUCGUAAAUUUAUAUCAUGCUCUCCAUCAUCGAGAUUUGUUGUCAUAUGUGAUUACGCUCGAAACGUUUACAUCUACAUGAAAUCUACUUCGGAAGAUCAGCCACUAGGAAAACACUCCUUUCAGCGUAUUGUCGCCUUGGAUAGCGAAAAGAUUAUGGGAUUGGUAGCGUCUCAUAACUUUAUCUAUGUUUUAAGCAAUUGUGGGAUAUAUUGCAUAAAGGUCUAA